This is a messenger RNA of Akanthomyces muscarius, 1275 nucleotides long. RefSeq lists its product as uncharacterized. Gene Ontology annotation, biological process: transcription initiation at RNA polymerase I promoter; nucleolar large rRNA transcription by RNA polymerase I. The record is from RefSeq and is a predicted model, not a curated record. The transcript has a single exon. Gene Ontology annotation, molecular function: RNA polymerase I general transcription initiation factor activity; RNA polymerase I core promoter sequence-specific DNA binding; TBP-class protein binding. Gene Ontology annotation, cellular component: RNA polymerase I core factor complex. Lineage: Eukaryota; Fungi; Ascomycota; Sordariomycetes; Hypocreales; Cordycipitaceae. Bases 1 to 1275 code for a protein of 424 amino acids.
AUGUCGGGGAAACGAAAACGACUGGCUUCCUUCGCCAGCGACCUCAGCGUACCACCACCUUCAGCGCAGACCAUCAACCCUCACAGCUACCCGCCCGCAAAGCUUGCACAGUUUGCUGUGGCGGGCCUUUCAGAUGCCGACCACGAUCCGGGCCAGGAAAUCAAAGACUUUCCGCACCGUGGACUCAGCCACAAGCCUGCUGAGCCUGCAUUAGAAUCAGACUACGAGACAGCGGCGGACUCGGACUCGGAAGGAGACGAUGAUGCAGAGCCGCGGACGACAAAACCAGAAGGAGCGCCAGAUGCGCACCGAAGGCAUUUGGCUCUCCUCACCAGGUCAAUACAUCAAUUUCUUGGCCAGGGCGAUGUGACCAAGGCAGCACGUGCAUUUGGGCUGGCGAUGCAGCUGCACCCGAAAUCUCGCCCAGUGGACAUUCGCCAUGACAACCUCUGGGCGCUCGGCGCAGAGAUCAUUAUGCGCGAGGGCGAGGAGCAGCGCAACGAAAUGUGGCGGAGUCAUCAGAGCUCGGACAACAACGAAGAUGAAGAUGAGGAGACGCGCGCCCGAGAUGGAUUUCAAAUUCCCAUGCGCUGGGGCUCCGCUGCCAAUAUGAACAAAUUGAGGGUAUACCUUGAGACGCUGAUCCAGCAGUACCCUUACGACCACAGGGCGCCAAAGAAAAUAUCAUCGCUACACUUUAAUAUAAGUCUAUACAGCUGCGAGAUUUACAACAUCUAUUCUGAGCACGCAGCCAACCUUUCUGGUGCCGGUGCGGAUGCGGACCACUCUCUGGUGGACGCUUCCUUGGUUGAUGAGGAUGCUGAACUGCGACUGGAGACGCUGGUCGAGGAUGAGAGCUUUCACGCCCCCAGACCACGGCGGACAGAGACAGCUUCGAACCACAUGGAUAAGAUCAGGAUGCAAACCUUGGCCACCAUCAAGGCCGUGGCCACGCGCAUGGACGCCCUCAUGCGAGAGCCUCCGUACGUCAAGAACCAUGAAAUGCUCAGGCUGCGCGCCACGGCCUCGCUGUUCAUGGCCGACCUGGCAGUCCCGUUCGAUAGGGUCGCCUACUCUCUGGAGCUGCGCGACGUCAACGAGCAGCGACGCCGGGACAUUGAGGCGGCCAGACGAUUGCUGCAGACGAUUCUGGGAGGUGGCGGGGCUUUGGAUGAAGCUUCUCUGGCACUGGCACUGGCCGACUCGGACGAUAUCGACGAGAGCCUGCCGAUUGCGUCGCAGAUUUAUUCCGCCUUGCCGAUUCGCAAAGCGUGA